GGGAAAGGAUCCCCCCCCCCCAAAAAAAAAAAAAAACUUUUUUUUCCCCCAAAGUCUUCACCGCACACUUUCACGCCAUUUUCCAGUCCGACCGAUGUUAAAAAGUACGCGUAAUCAAGCGGAGCUCGACGAUGAAGUGGAUAUCACCGAGGAGGGCCUGGAGAAAGGAAACAUGAGAGGGGGGAAAAAACUUGUGGAAUGAUGCCUGAGCGACUGCACGCCUCCCUACAAAGUUCGGCUAAGGCUUCCAGCGUUGGUUUCCACUCCUGUGCAGUUACAUCCAGUACGACACGGCGCUCCUGCCAUUACCCGAGAGCAAGGGGAAGAGUCCCACAAUGAAGGUGACGGUGACAUUUGGGCAGACGGGUGUGGUGGUGCCUUGUAAAGAGGGCUGGACUGUGAGGGACCUCAUCCAACAAGCCACUCAGAGAUACAGAAAACUGCUGGAACAGACGCCAGGGGGCACUCGAGCAAAAAAGGAAGGAGAAUUUGUGGUUCGAACACAUCAUGUUGAGUACUGCGAUGGGGGGAUUCUGGACCCUGAUGAUAUACUUAGUGAUCUUGUGGAGGACAAGGACAAGCUCAUGGCUGUGUAUGAGGAACAGGAAGCCCAGGAGAGGGACGCAGCCAAUACAAGCCCCGCGCCCAGCCAUGAUCGUUACCAGGCCGAGCUGUCUGUCUUCCAGCCAAUCACAGGAGGAGAGAUAGAAGUCAAUUCAUCAGCUCUCAAGUCAAACACCCCCCUGCUGGUGAGAAGCAGCAGUGAUUCAGCUCUCGGUCCUCAGUCGGCAGAGCUCGAAUUGUCCCGCCACGAAGAUGCCACUGUGAUGACAGCAAGUUCUUCUGUUGCGAGACCCCAAGUCAAAUAUGCUUUCAAUGAGAGCCUGACCAGAACUGUUGAGAUCCUUGGAGGGGACAGUCCUUUGGGAAUCCAUGUGAUUCCCUAUUGCUCAUCUCUCAGUGGACGGUCCCUUGGUUUGUUUAUUCGUGGAGUGGAGGAAGAGAGUCGCUCAUGUAAGGAGGGUUUGUUCCAGGAGGAUGAGUGCAUCGUCAAGAUCAACAACAGUGACCUCAUAGACAAGACUUUUAGCCAAGCCCAAGAAAUCUUCAGGCAGGCAAUGCACUCGUCCAUCGUCUCUUUGGAAGUACUUCCCUCAUCCAACAGAGAACGCUUUGAGAAAAGUCUGAUAGGUCAGCUUUUUAGCAACGGUGCGGGGCAUGACAGCAGUCCCCGCAUUCCCAAGACCAAAGAACCACCUCCACUUGUCAAAGCCAAACCUGUGUUCAGGCCUCCUGAGUUUGCUGUCGUGAGAGUAGCAGAGGAUGCUGGCUCUCUGGAAGCUGCUCGGUCCAAGGGGGGAAGUGAGAUUUCGCUUUCUGAGAAAAGCCCUGCCCUGUCCAGCCUGAUGACCAAUAAGAAAGGAGGACGGAAAUUGAGAAUUGACCUUACUAAAGGUUUGGAGGGGCUUGGAUUUACAGUGGUAACCAGAGAUUCAUCAGUUCAUGGCCCUGGUCCAAUUCUCGUCAAAAACAUUCUGCCACGUGGUGCCGCUGUGAAAGAUGGUCGCUUGCAAUCAGGAGACCGCAUAUUAGAGGUAAAUGGCGUGGACGUAACAGGUGUCGGUCAGGAGGAACUGGUGUCCAUGCUGCGCAGCACGCGGCACGGAGAGAGUGUGUCUCUAGUGGUUCUACGACAAGAGGACAUGUUUCUGCCCCGCGAGAUGAAAGAUGAUCGAUCUCGAGAGCCCGACUUAAUUUUGGAGAAUGGAAAGGAGCAACUCCUGUUCGAGGUCCCCCUCAAUGACUCAGGUUCAGCAGGGCUUGGCGUCAGCCUCAAAGGAAACAAAUCUCGGGAGACUGGAGAGGACUUGGGAAUUUUCAUCAAAUCCAUUAUACACGGAGGCGCUGCUUACAAGGAUGGACGUCUGCACGUCAAUGACCAGCUCGUCGCUGUAAAUGGAGAGUCUCUGCUCGGACGCUCCAAUCAUGUGGCCAUGGAGACACUCCGUCGAUCCAUGUCGCAUGAGGGAAAUGUAAGAGGGACCAUCCAACUUGUGGUGAUGAGAGUUCUGAAGGAUCAACAUGGGCUGUCCUCAAAUUGCUCUUUUGACAGCUCCCCGAUCUCGUCAGGUUUGAGGAAAGAAGUGAAUGGUCCUGCCGGAAUGGUUUUACAGACUCACACUGAAAAGAACAGCACGUACCACACAUCUGAUAGGUCAUAUGCAAGUAAUUGUCAUAUUGAUGACAAGGCAGAUCAAAAUGAACAUGGAACAGAAUCAAGAAGUUCUGCUCACCAGUGCUUGUACCUACAGGAAAGGGAAAUGUCUCCGUCUCAGUUCGACAUCCAGCAGCAGUUCCAGCAUGUAAAGGCCUCCAAGAGCAUAGACUUGGGGACCACUCUAAACCAGACAAACACUGAUGAGAGCCAUGGAGGAUCCCUGGUUGAAAGCACUGCAGCUCCCCCGACCCCUGUUGGACUCGGCCCGACUCUUGGCUUAAAAAAGUCUUGCUCGCUGGAGAGUCUGCAGACCGCGAUGUCUGAUGUGAACAGAAAGAAUGAACUCCUGCCUUUCCAUCGCCCUCGUCCAAAUAUGGUGAGAGGAAGAGGUUGCAACGAGAGCUUCAGGGCAGCUAUUGAUAAGUCCUACGAUGGGCCACCUGAAGACGAUGAUGAUGUUUCUGAGCAGAGUUCGGGACGGGAAACGCCAGCAAGUAGCUCUUCGCGCCAGGGGUUAGGGGAGCCAGGGGAGGAGAAAACCAAAGGAGACAAGAAAAAAAAAGCGAAAACCAAGGAGAAAGAUAAGCACCGAGGCAAAGGAAAAGACAAAGAGAAGAAAAAAGCAGAAGAGUCUGAGGAGACUGAAAAGAAGUCCAAGAAAAUAGGCUUUGGCCUGCUGAGAUUCGGAAAGAAAAAAGAGGACAAGAAGGACGCCAAAGCAGCUUUGCACCGUCAGAAGUCAGACGCUCUGACUGACCUGGAAUUUGAGAGAAUGAAAGAUGAGCGUGCGAGAAUUGAGGCCAGAAAUCCUGAUCUGCAUGAGCAACCCUCCAAAGACCAAGUCGCAGGUGGCGGAGCCAUAUAUGAAGAAGUUGGGGACGAGGAUACAGAUCCCAAUUAUGCCCGAAUACAGUCCUUUAAGGACCGUAAUUUGGCUUCCCCGGCACAGCGACAGCUUCAGUCCUCUCCACAUAAUACAGUCCAGCAUAGCUAUGUCAGGACCCCUUCUCCCCAAGGCCCAUCAACCUUUUCUGGGCAAGCCAGUCGCGGCUGUGACCCGGGAGCCGUACCUGAAGACCCGUUUGAUAGGCUUUAUGCAAAGGUCAACAAACCAAAAGCAGCUGGGACAUCCACAGUUCCCGCGUCUGCAACGUUCAAUGACAGCAAUAUAGACCGAAUCCAACAGCUAAGAAAAGAAUACCAGCAGGCAAAGAGAGAGGGAAUGGUACCCCCGUACGAAGAGGUGGAUCCUCGACAUCUAGGGAACGAAAAGGAAAGGAUUCCAGGCAGAGGGAAAGAUUAUCGAAUGGCGCCACAAUAUGAAGAGGUGGAGCGUCAGUAUGCCUCCCUACCAAGACGAGGUCCAUUGGAUCCAGCUGAGUACACCAUCCAUCCCUGGUCAAGUCAUUACAUCGGCGCUCCCCAGGCUCCACAAGGUUACCACAAGGCCCCGUCCUACCUUAACCCCAACUCGCAGUCCCCUCCAUCAUUCUCCAACUACCCCCCAAGCCAACCUUACUCACGGCCGGGGGACCCUCGGGGAAUUGACUCUGGUUUUUAUUCCCACCCAAGCUCCCAGCAGAGAGGACCCUUGCGGCAGGACGUGCCCCCGUCUCCCACCCCGCCGCUUCGGGGACUGCGGUACGACACGAUGACCCGCGGAACGACCGGUGCAGGAGGUUACAGACACCAGUGAAGCCACAGAAUCCACCUAGGCAUCGGUAUUCUGAUGUAAGAGAAUACUGUUCCUCCAGGCACCUUACGGAUCCCAGUCCAGAACAGUAUGGCUACACUGGGGACGCUGGACGACCGCAACAGCAACACCAAACCGACCCAAGGCAGAAGAAUGCAAUGACUGCAGCUGUGUAGAUUCUGACCCAGUGAGGAAAAUCUGAAAAUACAAAUAGUCUUUUUAAUACAAGGUUCCGCUCAGUCCUCCAAACGGAAAUCAAACCUUGGAAUGUGGAAUUCAGAUUUCUGUCACUAUCAAGCACAAGCUGCUGUUUAAAGUACCGGGCUGGGCUAAGCAAAGGACGGUUAUUGUAGAUCGUCAUGCACAAUAUCAUCUUGUUUGAAGCCUGCAUAGUACAACAGCACACGCAAAAUGUUAACUUUACCGGAGAAUCAUGUCUGCUCUCACUUGAGGGAAAUAUCAGCCAGUCUGCUGGUUAGACCACAAUUUUGGUCCAAAAAUGAACCCCAUUACUGUUUCCUCGUGGACCAUGAUCAGGAUUUAAGGGCUUUCACUUCACGAUUAAAUACGAUGACACCCAACAGCAUUCCGAUCCAUAGUAUAAACGCAUAUGCUAGCAUAACAAAGUAUGAAACGUUCUUACUGCACUUAUGAUUGAAAUGGUAUCAACCAUAACUUUUUACCAUAUUUGAAUCAAAGUUAUAACCACUUCAUUUCACGUGAAGACGCAAUAAUGAGUUCAUUUUGAGUUUAUCUUUUGAUUUAUUUUUUUUUUAUCUACGUGAAUGUAUGGAAACUUUGUAACAUAGUCACCCACGAACAGAUCUAACUCCAAGAUUUGUCUUUUUAAAGAUGAAUUAAUAAAAAAGGACACACCACUGUUUUAAACAGGCCAAAAUCACCCGCACACUUAACAAUUUUGCUGUUAAAAAAAUACAAUAACAUGACAUGAAUGAGUCUUUUUUUAUGGGCAAUUUAAAGAAUGCACACACCAAAGUAAGAUUGUUUCGUGAUCUUUUAUAAAAAAAAAAAAAAAAAAAUUCACUGAAAGAAAAUAACUGCAAACUUUUUGCCAUAUCAGUCGAGAUCCCCGUGGUAUCUCUUUGGCCCGGUGGUGCGUUCAAGUGCGCAGGGGAAAGAUGCCGGAGAGUCCACUUAGCGCCGGCACACCAUUUAACCACUCGCCGAAAAGUCACUUCACAGAACGAAGCGUUCCAACCUGUGUCAACAUCCCCGUUUCCUAGUUUCGCAGUAUUAACAUCGGCGGGUAUCGCGUGUACAAAAUAACAUUUCAAUAUCUGCUAAAUUGCUUUUGAUGAAACUCCACUGUAGCAUUUCGUUAUAAGCGUUUCGCUGUCAGUUUUGGCCUCACGAAAAGGGUACGAAUAAAUAGAGUGGAGGGCUAAGAUGUGAAAAAGUAGUAUUGAAGUGUGGUAAGUACUGUAUAUGCAGGAAGAGGACCAAUAUACAUAAUAGCUAGAAGAUGCAGUACAGGAAUCACGAAUGGGGCCCAGAAGGGUUUGAGUGAGAGGUUGGACUAAAACAUGCAAAAGUAGCUCUGCGGUGGGAGGAAUAAUACAUUUUUAGUGCCAAGGUUAAUCAUAGGUCCCCUCACUACAGGUGUUACGGAAGAAGGUAUUGCAGUAUGGCAGAGUGUGUGAGUGUGAGAGAAAAAUGAUCCAAUGGCAGAGCGCGGAAGAGGAGCUCCACUUUUACCGAGUUUUGAAUGUUACGCAGAAUCGCUUUACUGUUAUUAUUACUGCCACAAGUAUGCGUUUAGUCCAAAUGUUCACGUACGAGGUGUGUCAGAAAGUUCAAGGACUGAUGUCACAAAAGAUACACGCAGUGGUGUCGACAUAUACAAAUUGAAUUUAUUCCAUGACCACGCUUCAUCUUUUUCCUUUGACAUGAAUUGAAAUGCACAUUUUAAAAAAUGUAUUUGAUGAAACCAUACAGCAGGGGUGCUCAAUGCGUCAAUCGCAACGACACUUUUUACAGGAGAACACGGGUCAGCGAGUUCCCCCCGUAUUUUAAGCUCUCGUUUAAGAAAUCUUAACAAACGUGAAGAAGACAAAAACAUAUGACUUUCAUACAGACUGGGAGGCAGAUUUAUUUUUCACGAUGUCGUUCUUUCGAAGUGCGUUUGCCUCAUCUGCCAAUGGAGUGAAAUGUGUCGCGGCAUUUGGACGCCGCCAUUCCGCCGAAAAGCAAGCUGAGAAUGAGAAAAGUUGAACAAACUAAAAUCACAACUGGCCGCACGACAGUCACUUUUCGCACAAUAUGGUUCGGCAGCGAAAGCCGCCACCGACGCAUCGUUUCCGGGUUCGUCGUUAAUAACGAGAAGUCCUUCCAAGACUGAGAGGUGGUCAAAGAGGCAUAGCUGGCACGUUGUCCCGAUCUUUUAAAAAUAAGGCGGAAAUAUUAUCUUCAGUAAAAUCUCUGCAGCUGUAAAGGAGUACAGUUACACGGCGUUGCGAAGCCAUGGCUGAUGUGUUGAAGGACAUCUCAGAUUGCGAGCGUUUCUCACUGCCGUUGGACGAAUCCACUGACGUGAGUGACACAGGCCAGGUGUGCAUUUUCAUUCUUGUUUGCGUUUAGUGAUCAUCAACGUGAACUCAGAUAGUUACAAAAAAUGUUUAUAGUUAAUUAUGUUGUGUCAUGGGGUUAUGCAAGGCACACAAAGAUACAUUUACACAUAAAGAAUCCUCAAUAUAAACAUUUCAAAUAAAUGUGUUUUGCAUUUUUAUAGUGGCUUGAUCUCUGUGACAUGGUCAUUCUAUUUCAUCAUUGGUCAUUCUAAAAAGUCAAUCGCGAGAGGCUGGCUGCUUAAGAGUAGAUCUUAAAAAGAAGUCUGGGCACCCCUGCCUUACAGUAAUGACAUAAAUACAAGAUUUAUGUAACCAUUUUUUUUUUUUUUUGCUUCAAUGUACAUCGUGCUCCUCCUGUUGUGAGCACCUCGGCCACCGGGGGGCGAACAAUACAAACAUAGAGGAAAAAAGAAGAAGAGUUUCACGACUGACGGAGUGACCUGCAGUAAUAUUUGCAGUUUUUCGCAAAGUUGUGUUGGUCUGUGGUCACAUGUGUGUUAAGACCACGCCACUGAUGCCAUUCGUUCGCCCUUUUAUGGCGUUUUGUAUUGUUGUUAGCAUUAAGCUCAAAGGACUGUUGGAAGGAAGGCAAAAAAGGAGUUGUUUUAGAAGCACAAUGUGUGAUUCUCUUUGUGGCUUGUUUGGUUUGGUUUGGUUUGACAGUAAACGUCUACUGGCAGAGGCACUCAACAGCUUGAAUCUUCUUUUUUUUUGAGGAAUUGUUCACGUUCUGGCAAAGUACAGCUUGUUGUGACGUGAGUUGAGUUCACUUUCACCAGAAUUGCUCGAAUGACAGCUUGUAUCUCCCAAAAAACUUCCAAGUCAGGUUACUCAUCCUCCAAGGCUGCACUCUGUCUCUUUUGUAACAUCACUACUGGAACUUUUCUGACACAUCUCAUAUGUCAUACUUCCUUUUUUUAUUUUUUUUUUUUUUGAACUUUUUUCGUGAAUGUUUGUGUAACAUGGAGUUACAGAUAGUUUAACAGAUUCUGCAUUUAAGCACAUAUUUUAUGCAAUAUUUGUGUGCUGUUGCAAGGUGAAACAUUCUGCCUGCAUGCCCUUUUUUUUGGGUGGGGGGGGGUCUUUUUUUACAUAAGCUGAAGGUACAUACCAGAAACUCCUGGUGCUCACCAAGACCAAUGUAUGAAGGAACAAAUUUUAUAACGUUUUUUUAUGAAAUAUAUUGUGUGCAAAAGAAUUUCAAAACAACUAUCAACUGUCAUUUUUAUUACUGUUCACCCACUUUUUUUUAUCCAUGUAUAUAACAUUUUUGCAUUAAAAACCAUCGAA
Molecule: messenger RNA, 7789 nt
Organism: Syngnathoides biaculeatus (alligator pipefish)
Lineage: Eukaryota; Metazoa; Chordata; Actinopteri; Syngnathiformes; Syngnathidae
Product: partitioning defective 3 homolog B-like
Exons: 28
Coding region: 336-3914 (1192 amino acids)
Biological process (GO): intracellular protein localization; microtubule cytoskeleton organization; establishment of cell polarity
Cellular component (GO): cell cortex; apical plasma membrane; adherens junction
Molecular function (GO): phosphatidylinositol binding; protein binding
Source: RefSeq, a predicted model, not a curated record